This is a messenger RNA of Aspergillus aculeatus ATCC 16872, 1050 nucleotides long. RefSeq names its product zinc-dependent alcohol dehydrogenase. Gene Ontology annotation, molecular function: zinc ion binding; oxidoreductase activity. Lineage: Eukaryota; Fungi; Ascomycota; Eurotiomycetes; Eurotiales; Aspergillaceae. The coding region runs from base 1 to 1050 and encodes 349 amino acids. The transcript is spliced from 3 exons. The record is from RefSeq and is a predicted model, not a curated record.
AUGCCCACCACUCAACAAGGCGCCGUAGUCCUUAACCCGGGCCCAAACUACCAGAUCAUCCACCGCGAUGACCUCCCCGUUCCCCAACCAGGGGACCACGAAGUCCUCGUCAAGCUGACAUGCACCGGUUUGUGCCACUCGGAAAUCCGCGCCACCUCCGGCUGGAGCAAUUACAACCCCAUCAUCGGCCACGAGGGCAUCGGCACCGUCAUCCAGACCGGAUCCCUCGCUCCGCGGUCCUUACUCUCCGCCCGAGUCGGGGUGAAAUGGCUCUACAGCGCGUGCACGCACUGCUCCGUCUGCACCUCCGGCCACCCGCACUACUGCCCGCACCAGCGCAACACCAGCCGCCACGUCCCCGGCACGCUCCAGCAGUACGUCCUGGCGGACGCGCGAUUUCUAACGCCUAUCCCUGAAGUAGUGGCCGACGAGAUCGCCGCGCCGCUGCUGUGCGCCGGACUGACGAUGGCGGGGGCGCUGGACCGGCUGGACGGCGUGCUGCGCGCCGGGGAUUCCGUGGUGAUCUCGGGGGCCGGGGGCGGGCUGGGUCAUCUGGGGGUGCAGAUCGCGGGGCGUGUGAAGGGCUGGAGGGUUCUUGCGGUGGACUCUGGGGAGGAGAAGAGGCGGUUGAGUAUGGAGGCUGGUGCGGCGGAGUUUGUGGAUUUCCGGGCUGAGGAUGUGGUGGCGCGCGUGAGGGAGCUGACGGACGGGGAGGGGGCGCAUGCCACGGUGGUCGUGCCGGGGGAUCCGGCCGCGUUCAGAGUGGCGGCGGACUUGGUGAGGAAUCUGGGGACGGUGGUGUGUGUUGGGCUACCGAGGAAUGAUUUCGAGCUGCCGGUUUCCGCGACGCUGUGUGCGGCCAGAGGGAUCUCGAUCAUUGGGAGCUCGGUGGGGACGGAGGAGCAGAUGGCGGAGCUGUUGCGGCUGGCUGCUGAGGGGGUCAUCACGCCUGCGGUGAAGUGUUAUGGGUUUGAUGAGACAGCGAAGCUGAUUCGAGAUCUUGAGCACGAUGCUAUCACGGGGAGGGCUGUGGUCAGAAUCCCCGAGUGA